Messenger RNA from Neofelis nebulosa (Clouded leopard), 6394 nucleotides. It is a transcript of the gene PAPOLG, whose product is annotated as poly(A) polymerase gamma. NCBI's taxonomy places the organism in Eukaryota, Metazoa, Chordata, Mammalia, Carnivora, Felidae. The record is from RefSeq and is a predicted model, not a curated record. Gene Ontology annotation, cellular component: nucleus. The transcript has 22 exons. Gene Ontology annotation, molecular function: poly(A) RNA polymerase activity; RNA binding. The coding region runs from base 234 to 2459 and encodes 741 amino acids.
GCAGGCUGGGAAGCGGCGCCAUAUUGGCGUCGGCCGCGCUGUAUUGUCAUAAAUAGAGCCGGUUUUGUGGUGUUUUCACUACUCGGUUGGAUGCCUCGGCCGUAGUAAGUGAGAAAGUGAGUGAGCAAGCGAGCUACAAGCAACCGGAGGAAAGUGGACAGGAGGAGAAGGAAAGAGCAAGAACUUGACUCCAGAGCGAAAGAUACUCGGCGGUGAGGGAGACGCAGGAAGCGAUGAAAGAGAUGUCUGCAAACACCAUGCUGGACAGCCAGCGUCAACAAAAGCAUUAUGGAAUCACUUCUCCAAUUAGUUUGGCAUGUCCAAAAGAAAUUGAUCAUAUUUACACACAGAAAUUGAUUGAUGCCAUGAAACCAUUUGGAGUGUUUGAAGAUGAAGAAGAACUGAACCACAGGCUGGUUGUUCUUGGUAAAUUGAACAAUUUAGUAAAAGAAUGGAUUUCUGAUGUCAGUGAGAGUAAGAACCUCCCACCUUCUGUCGUGGCUACUGUUGGUGGUAAAAUUUUCACAUUUGGCUCCUACAGGCUUGGAGUACACACCAAAGGAGCUGAUAUUGAUGCACUUUGUGUAGCUCCAAGACAUGUGGAGAGAUCUGAUUUUUUUCAGUCUUUUUUUGAAAAAUUGAAACAUCAAGAUGGCAUUAGAAACUUAAGAGCUGUAGAAGAUGCCUUUGUACCUGUUAUAAAGUUUGAAUUUGAUGGAAUUGAAAUUGAUCUAGUCUUUGCAAGACUGGCAAUACAAACCAUAUCAGAUAAUUUAGAUCUAAGAGACGACUCUCGACUGAGAAGCCUUGAUAUAAGGUGUAUUCGCAGCCUAAAUGGAUGUAGAGUUACUGAUGAAAUUUUGCAUUUAGUGCCAAAUAAAGAAACUUUUAGACUCACCCUAAGAGCAGUCAAAUUAUGGGCAAAACGACGUGGUAUUUAUUCCAACAUGCUGGGAUUUCUUGGUGGUGUCUCCUGGGCAAUGCUGGUUGCAAGAACUUGCCAAUUAUAUCCAAAUGCAGCAGCUUCUACUUUAGUUCAUAAGUUCUUUUUAGUUUUUUCCAAAUGGGAAUGGCCAAAUCCUGUCCUGCUGAAGCAACCAGAAGAAAGCAAUUUGAAUUUGCCUGUUUGGGAUCCUCGGGUAAAUCCAUCAGAUAGGUAUCAUCUCAUGCCCAUAAUCACCCCUGCCUACCCACAGCAGAAUUCUACGUAUAAUGUGUCCACCUCAACUCGAACAGUAAUGGUAGAAGAAUUUAAACAAGGUCUUGCAGUCACAGAUGAAAUCCUUCAAGGGAAAUCAGACUGGUCCAAACUACUUGAGCCACCAAAUUUUUUUCAAAAGUAUAGACAUUAUAUAGUAUUGACUGCCAGUGCAUCAACAGAAGAAAACCAUCUAGAGUGGGUUGGAUUAGUAGAAUCUAAAAUCCGUGUGCUUGUUGGAAACUUGGAACGGAACGAAUUUAUUACUCUUGCCCAUGUAAAUCCCCAGUCAUUCCCAGGAAAUAAGGAACAUCAUAAAGACAAUAAUUACGUGUCAAUGUGGUUCCUUGGAAUAAUUUUUCGGAGAGUUGAAAAUGCAGAAAGUGUUAACAUAGACCUGACCUAUGAUAUACAGUCGUUUACUGAUACAGUGUACAGACAGGCAAACAAUAUAAACAUGCUAAAGGAAGGGAUGAAAAUUGAAGCAACUCAUGUUAAAAAAAAGCAACUUCAUCACUACCUUCCCGCAGAGAUUCUUCAAAAGAAGAAAAAGCAAAGUCUUUCUGAUGUCAGUCGAAGUUCAGGUGGACCUCAAUCCAAAAGAUCAUCUCUGGAUAGCAAUUGUUUGGAUAGCUCCAGAGACACUGAUAAUGGAACUCCUUUUAAUUCCCCAGUGUCUGCAAACAAACCUUCCAAGCCUGACGUUCUUCCUUCAGGAGAAACAGAAAGGAAUAAUACUGAGCCUGCUGCUGUAAUUGCGGAAAAGCCACUGAGUGUGCCACAAGCUCAAGGACUGUCUAUCCCAGUCAUUGGUGCAAAAGUUGAUUCUGCAGUAAAAGCCGUAUCGCCCCCAGCUGUGUGCACCAUUCCUACUGUAGUAGGACGAAAUGUCAUUCCUAGAAUCCCAACACCCCACAACCCUGCCCAGGGACAGCCACAUCUUAAUGGAAUGUCAAACAUAACUAAGAAUGUUGCACAUAAGAGGUCCCAUUCCCCAUCCGUAGAUGGGUCUUCUAAGAGGUUGAAAGAAAUAGAAAAGUUUAUUCGACUUGAAUCAACAUUUAAGGAAUCACGUGCUCCUGAAGACAGAAAAAGAAAAGCAAUGGAUGCCAUUGGAGGAGAAUGUAUGCCUAUUCCAACUAUUGAUACAUCACGCAAAAAGAGACUACCCAGUAAAGAACUACCAGAUUCAUCAUCUCCGGUUCCAGCAAAUAACAUUCGAGUCAUCAAAAAUUCCAUUCGACUGACCCUUAAUCGGUAAAAGCAGUGCCUCCUUACUUAAGUGAAUAUGCAAUCAUUUAGUGGCAUAGAGCAGCCACUCUUUUUAAAAUAGAAGUGGCUGUCACACAUAUAAUAAGGUGAAAGUUACAGUCAUCAGACUAACAAGCUUGAAGUGGUUUUGAACUCUCACACUUUGACCUGCAGAUGCCGUAGCAUUCUCUCAUUGAUUUGCUACGUACACUUCUGUGAGGAUCAUCUGCUAUCAGAUUGUCAUCUACAAUGUUAUGGCUUUGCGUUGGAGGUUUUACUGCCUUAACUUUCGAUGCUUGUUUCUCUGUUGUGGGAACCAGUUCUCGGCUCUUUGGACAUGGAUAAAACGAGGCCAGAACUUUUUUUUUUUUUUUUUUUUUUUAAGUCUUAUGUUAUAAUCAUUGUAUAGAACUGAAAAAGUUGAAAACAAAAAAAUUGUAAUUUUCCAAAUGUUAACACAUUUACUUUAGCCUUGAAGCCACUUUGUGAAACCUGAGAUAAGUGAAUGUGAGGUAUCUUUUCUGCUUUCCUCAUUUGUGUAGAUGUACUUAUUGUCUAUUCUGUUGAUUUAAAUUAUUUUUUUCCAGAAUGGCACAUGGAAUAUUUAAAUUUUUAUUUUUUUGUGCCUUUCUGUCCAAAUGUUGCAUAGUUACCAGGGAGGAUUAGUCCAGUGAUUACAUAAGAGUUGGGCACCAUAAAUUCUCUAUAUUUUGCCUCCCAUGGAGGCCUUCGAAAUGCAUCUUUAUUAAGAAUCAAAAUGUAACCAAGAUACUGAAAGUCAGUAUAUGAAUGGUGAAAUUGUUACAUAUCCUAGCUCAUGCCAUUCUUGUUAGUUGACUGGUGUUUUUUACCAAGGAGCAACUCAUUCCAGCAUCAACAACGAGAUACCUUUAAAUAUGGCAGACUUGUAUUCUUGAGGUGUAAAAUUAACUCGGCAUGAUAAUUCUUGACCAUUACUUACCCCACAACUUCAAAUAGUUUCUUCAUGGACUAGGCAUGCAGAAAUAAGCAGUGGAUUUUACUGAAACCUAAGGCAUUUUUUGGACGACAUUGUUACCAACCAUUAAUUGGCUCAGGACCUUUGUAAUUUUUAUUUAACGAUAUGAGUUGUCUUUUUUUACACUGCUUUUUUCAAUGCAUUUCUUAAUAUUUUUUAAGUUUCAUGAACGCAUGCUCAGUUUAUUAAAAUCCAUAACCAUGUAAUUCUUCUUGUAAUAUGUUGAUUCAGUGUUUUGUAAAUGAAGUCGUAUGUAUUUUCAGAGUAUUUUUGUAUGUACUGUAAGAUACCAUCUUUUCAAAGAGAAAACUUUAAAACCUUUACUGUCUCUCUUUAAUUUUUUUAGAUGUGGAUUAUGCUUGAAUUACUCUUAAAAUGAAAAUGUAUAGAUUGCACAGCCAGGAAUGCUGGUAUUUAUUACUCUCUUCAGCUUUCACUCAGCAAUUUAGUAGGUUCUGGUAGGAAAAACACAAAUGGUACGUUUGAAUGGAGCAGGGAAAAUACUUGGUUGUAUAUUUUACAGGACUUAUGGGACCCGUUUAGCCCGUGGAAUAAUAGUCCAUUUUCUCUCACAAGCCCCUUACCACAGAGUUGAAAUGCUUGGAAUCCUGAUAGAGAGCAGUAUCCUUCUCCCACUCCUGUUCCGUGAUCCCUCGGUUACUGAAAUGGAAAUUCGAGUAUUUAAUCUCUUACAAGGGACAACUUAGAAGAGCAAGGAAAAAAUAGUUGUUGUUCUGCUACUCUCUUUUUACAUAGUAAAAGGCAAAAGUGAAAUCCUGUAACCAAGUUGUAGCUCACUUGGAAAGCUCUUCUUUUAGCCAACCCUUUCCUUUAUUCAAGUAUUUUUAAAUUUGUCCUAUAAAAACUCUUUGAGCAGAAGUAAAAGAUUAUGAAAGGACUAAAUAAUUUAAAAAUUCUUCAGUUAGGAAGAUUUGAUUAAAUUUUCUGUAUGUGCUAUGUUUGCAUUUCUGUGUUUAAUAUCUAGCUAUUUUCCCCUUCUUUUAUCAGUAUUCAAGUCUCUAAGAAUUCUCAUGUUUGCCUUCCUAUAUAAACAUUCUUUAGAAUGACUAGUAGAGUUUUUCUUCAAUAAGAAAGCAACAGGCCUAACCCUUAUACCACAGUAUAGUCAUUUCUCGUCUGUUCAGCAUGGGGUUGAGACACAGCCAAAUCGGUUGAAUGUUAGACACCUCAAAGAUCACAUUCUUCAACCUGUUUGAUAACUUGGGAGUUGAAGAGAUGCUUUUGAGAUGGUGGGUUUGGUCAGAAAUGAAGUGUUUUCUAUCCUAAACAGUAGAUAGAAUGUUCAGUACAUUUUGUGAGUGUAGUAGGAAAGCUCCAUUGUACUGGUUCCAAGUAAGUAAAAGGGGAAGGUUUGUAUUGGGAUUGUAUGUUAUGUUCAGAGGCACUAAAUAAAUGGGUCUUCAAGUUUGAAACUUACCCAGAAAUAUAUUUUAUAAAGUUAAUAACCUCCGGUAUGUAGACACAUGUUCAUUUUCCCAAGGGUAUGAAAUCUUAAUCUCAGUGUUCAGGACUGGCUCUGAAGAAUAGUAUGUAUCAAAGGAAAAUACUUGUCUGCUAGCUUAAAUCACAGGGACUUAAUUCAUUUGAGAGGGUACAUGGCUUAAAACCUUGUAAAAUUGGGGCAAAAUGAAUUUUAAAAGACUAUUGGUGCUUACAAUAACUGUCUUAAAGCGACAAGUAACCUUAUUAAAAUGCUUACUUUACUACAGUAGCAAUAAAGUACAGAUGAACAGUGUGGAAAUGGGCUAAACUUAUUUUGUGUUCCUCCGCUUUGAAAUAGGAAUUCCUAACUCGGGGAUCAUGGGCCUUUGGGAAUCCUUUGCAAAUGUAUAUAAGAAAUUUGUUUAUAUGCGUUUUUGUUUUGUUUUUUUCUGGCGGGGGCGGGGGAAUUCAUAAAUUUGAUCAGCUUCUCAAAGUGGUUCAUGACCCUUAAAAAAAAAAGGGAUGAUGGGGCAUUCUUAGGAACCACAGCUUUGCAACAUUGAAUUAUCCCAGACUCUUUGAGGUUUUUUCCCAUAAGCUUUCUCUGUUGUAGAUUUCUGAAAAUGUAGUAUGGCUCUUAACUAGUAAAGUGGGCUGUUGGAGGAUUCUGGAAUACCAAAUUUCUCCGAAUUUCUUUAUAUAUUUCAGAUGAACCAGUAUUUAGAUGAAUCAGUAUUUAGAAGAAUGCUUACUAUUGAAUUUAUAAAUGUCCUCAUGUUUACAUUCAUUAACAGGGUCAAACUUUAAUAACUUUCAACCUAAGAUUGAUCAGAGCAGAAUAGCUCAGAAUGAUCUUUAGAAAUAGUAAACAAUAGAAUUAAUCAGUGAGGAUCCUAAUCCUUUGGUUUCAGCAGCAUUAACGUUCUCUCUUGUUCCUUCAGGUUUGUGGUUCAGAGCAGAACAGUCUGAACAGAAAGAUAAAGAGAGAACUUUAGUUUUAAAAAAUAACGUGUUCUUAAAUAACCAUCAAAUCUUCCAAAGCUUAGAAUUUAGGUCAUAAUGAUAGUGGUAAACAGUGCAGACAAUGGAAGAAAACAGGUCUCAAUAAUGGUAACUAUUUCCUUUGGGUUUUUUUAAAGAAUUGUACAAGGUACGAUCCUCACCAGAUUCCCUAUUUUUUCUGAAUUUUACUGAUACCAUUUUAUAUCUGCAGUUGAACAUAAGAUUAUCAUCGGGUUUGCUACAAUUUUUAAGCCAUUGCUGCAUUUCAGCAAAGAGUCACAUAAUUACCUUAUAAAGAACUUAAGAUAUCUUUGAGGUAAAUGGUGCUACAUCAUUCCACAGUAUUAUGUAAAAUGAAUGCAGCUGCCGUUCCUUUCUAGAUAGCUGUUUGUGUAGUUCAUACUAAUAUUUCCUGCCUUUUAUUUGGAUUGUCUUAUUUCUUAGUUGUACACACAAGCCUCACUUGUCUGGAAUAAGUAAUCAAAUAAACUUGCUUUGCUAAA